This is a messenger RNA of Papaver somniferum (opium poppy), 1797 nucleotides long. Its product is annotated as NAC domain-containing protein 43-like. Gene Ontology annotation, biological process: regulation of DNA-templated transcription. Gene Ontology annotation, molecular function: DNA binding. The coding region runs from base 225 to 1523 and encodes 432 amino acids. The transcript has 3 exons. The record is from RefSeq and is a predicted model, not a curated record. Lineage: Eukaryota; Viridiplantae; Streptophyta; Magnoliopsida; Ranunculales; Papaveraceae.
AUUUUUUGAGAGCCAUUCAUGAGUGACUUCAACCACUCUUAUAUAUUAACCAACCUUCCCACCACCUCUUUUUAGCACAGACUGACUACCAGCAGCAUCUCUAUCCUAAUCUCUAACCCCUUCACUUUUGUCCCCUUCUCCUCCUCUCCCUCUUUAAGUUGUAGGUAUAAUUGUUUAUAUAUCUGGUUCUGAUUCUCGUUACAUAGAUUGAGUUUAAUCAAAACAUGUCAGAAGACAUGAGUUUGUCUGUUAAUGGUCAGUCUCAGGUUCCUCCCGGUUUUAGGUUUCAUCCUACUGAAGAAGAACUCCUGCAUUACUACUUGAAGAAGAAAGUUGCUUAUGAAAAGAUUGAUUUGGAUGUUAUUAGAGAUGUUGAUCUUAAUAAACUCGAACCAUGGGAUAUUCAAGUGAAAUGCAAAAUUGGAUCAACCCCACAAAAUGACUGGUACUUCUUCAGUCACAAAGACAAGAAAUACCCAACCGGAACUCGAACGAACCGAGCAACCGCAGCCGGCUUCUGGAAAGCUACAGGGCGUGACAAAGUGAUUUACAGUAGCUUCAAAAGAAUCGGUAUGAGGAAAACCUUAGUCUUCUAUAAAGGUAGAGCUCCUCACGGACAAAAAUCAGAUUGGAUAAUGCAUGAAUAUAGACUCGACGACAACGCUGUUGAAUCCAACGUAUCAUCUAAUUCAUUGAUCGUAGAAGGAAUCCAAGAAGAAGGAUGGGUGGUCUGCCGUGUAUUCAAAAAGAAAAACCAUCAAAAAUCUGUUGAUGGACCAGUGAACAACAACAACUCUAUCUCUUCGUCGUCAAUGAUGAUAUCAAAAACUCAAUUAUUGAAUUCGACAAGUGGUAGUGAUGGGGCUUUGGAUCAGAUUAUUCAUUAUCUUGGAAGAACAUGCAAACAAGAAUCAGAAAAUAAUACAAGAUUUCUUCGACAAUUCGGGAGAGUUAUUAAUGACGGAGCUGGAGUUAUCAGCGACAGAUUCAUGCAACUACCAGCUUUAGAAAGCCCAACUACUUUACAAUCAUCAUCAUCACUUCAUCAUCAUACCAGUAAUAAUAGAAUUCUUGAUCAAGAAAUGGAUAGUAUAGUUUAUGAAUCUUCUAUCAUUUCAAAUCAAAGUAAUAACAUUGAUGAGCAUAUCUAUGAACCAGCUGGUGGUUUAAGCGAUUGGGCGGCUAUGGACUGUGUUGUUGCUUCUCAUCUCAAUAAUGGUCAGUCUGAAACAUCAAAACAAUUUGCUGCUGCUUGUUUUGCCGAUUCAAGCAGUCUAGGCGGGUUUUCUACUUCUAGCAAUGAAAAUCAAGAACUUAUUCAUCAUUAUCAAUCUCCGCCACAACAACAUCAAAUACGACAACUAGCAACAAGACCAUCGUCGUCCAUGUUUCAAACAUCUCACGUCAUCGACUAUAACAGCGAAAUCGAUCUCUGGAAUUUCGCAGCAGGCAGCAACAGGUAUUCGUCAUCAUCCAUGACAGACCCACUUUGCAGCAGUCAUGUGUCGAAUCCUUCGACAUAACAGAAUCAACAACGUAUAUGGCUUUCAAUACUAUGUAUCGUGAUAGUAAUGUAUGGUUUGUAGUUUUUUUUUUUUUUCUCUAUAUAUAUAUACAUAUAAGGCAAACUAAUAUACAUAAUAUAAUAACGAAAUAAAAUACAUAUAUAUAUAUAUUCCAAAACAUUCUAAGCUGAGAUUUCAUUAUCAAUGGCAUUAUCUUAACCUACUCAAUUAUGUCUACCAAUAUUUAGUCAAAGAAUGUUGAUAUUAUUAUUUCAAAAGGGUUUUUCGUUGU